Molecule: messenger RNA, 339 nt
Organism: Zychaea mexicana
Lineage: Eukaryota; Fungi; Mucoromycota; Mucoromycetes; Mucorales; Lichtheimiaceae
Exons: 2
Coding region: 1-339 (112 amino acids)
Source: RefSeq, a predicted model, not a curated record
AUGCCCAGCGCAGCGGUGCAUGUCAUUGCGUCGGACGCAGCAAACAACAACAGCAAUAAUAAUAAUAACGAAGACGCGCGCAGUACAAGUAGCACACUUGUUAAUGGCGAACGCAACGACAACACGGCAGAACACGAUACUACUCGAACAACGACAACUAACGAUGAACAACAACGAAGAGCUGUUUCAACAGUACGGCACGGGUUUGACCAUGCUGUGUAUGAGGAUGACGUUCUAAGCUUUUUACACUUUUCUGACAAACGACAUGACACCAAUGCCAAACCAGAUCCAGCUGUGCGAAAUGUGUCUCUAGAUUGGGUCUCCUCGUUAUCUGUCUGA